Temnothorax curvispinosus is the source of this 1194-nucleotide messenger RNA. RefSeq names its product THO complex subunit 3 (gene tex). The record is from RefSeq and is a predicted model, not a curated record. The transcript is spliced from 2 exons. Bases 210 to 1172 code for a protein of 320 amino acids. Gene Ontology annotation, biological process: mRNA export from nucleus. Gene Ontology annotation, cellular component: THO complex part of transcription export complex. Gene Ontology annotation, molecular function: protein binding. Lineage: Eukaryota; Metazoa; Arthropoda; Insecta; Hymenoptera; Formicidae.
GUUAUAUUUAACUAUUACUCUCUCUUGUUAAUGUUAAUGUAAACAAUUUACUUGUGCUAUGGAGGGAGUCCCGCGUCCCAUGUCCCACGUCCCACGAUCUACCUGCACUGCGUCUGAAUUGUCUCGACUGUCUGGAGUACUCCGAUAACCGCGGCGAGUUAGGUUAGGGUGCCCGGCGAUUAGGCAAGUAAAGUAUUCGGCAGGUGACGAUGGCCUCUUCGCGUGUGGAAGAGCUAAUUAACUAUUUUAAGUCGCACAACAAAAUCCGGGAGCAGCAGAGCCACUCGGCGAAGGUGCACAGCGUGGGAUGGAGCUGCGACGGCAAAUACCUGGCCUCGGGCUCCUUCGACAAGUCCGUUUGCAUAUUCUCGCUAUGCCCGGAUCGCUUGAAGCAGGAGACGACUUUUAGAGGACACGGCGGCAGCGUGGACCAGUUGUGCUGGCACGCCUUCUCUCCAGAAUUAUUAUCCACGGCGAGUGGCGACAAGACGGUACGCAUCUGGGAUACGAGGACGCAGAAAUGCACGGCGAACAUCAGCACCAGAGGGGAGAACAUCAACAUAUCGUGGUCGCCGGACGGUAACACGAUUGCCGUGGGAAACAAGGAAGACCUGGUGACGUUCAUCGACGCCCGGGUGAUGAAAAUACGCGCGGAGGAGCAGUUCAACUUCGAGGUGAACGAGAUCUCGUGGAACAAGGACUCGGACACGUUUUACCUGACCAACGGCCAGGGCUGCGUGCACAUACUCAGCUAUCCGGAGCUGGAGCUGUUGCACGUGAUCAAGGCGCAUCCCGGCACGUGCAUCUGCAUCGAGUUUGACCCGACCGGCCAGUAUUUCGCUAUCGGAUCCGCGGACGCGCUGGUCUCCCUGUGGGACGCCGACGAGUUGUGUUGCCUGAGGACAUUCUCGCGACUGGAGUGGCCGGUCAGGACCAUCUCCUUCUCGUAUGACGGGCAGCUCCUAGCAGCGGCCUCCGAGGACUUGGUCAUAGACAUCGGUGAGGUGCAGACCGGCGAGAAGAUCGCCGAUGUCCCGGUAGAGGCAGCGACAUUCACUGUCGCGUGGCACCCGAAACAGUAUCUCUUAGCUUACGCGUGUGACGAUAAGGACUCGUACGACCGGAAACGCGAUGCCGGUAGCUUAAAGGUAUACGGUUUCGCGAAUGAUUGAAUGACUUUUUGUACCUUUUUGU